AAGUUAUGGGCUACCUGCCUACUUACCAUAUUUACAUCACUAUUCAUGAACAAAUCAUGUGUACUUUUCCCACUCAUUCUCACCAUGUAUAAAUAUGAAAACAUCAAUAUACAUUUAGAUAAACAAGCGCAUAUAAUUUGGAGAGAUUUGUGUGAGGUGGGAUUCUCUCUAUGCCUAUGAUGGAGCAGAUAAAGAACUUCAACAACAAUAAUAAAAAGGAAGAUGGCAUCGCAAUUCACAGCCAAGUUCGGAAAAUUAAGCAGGAAAUAGAGAAGAUCAAUCACCCGGGCCUGCAGCAGCUGGAGAUGAGACCGGAGAUUAUGCGCCAAAACCGGUCUAGAUCACCGUUAGGUGUAGCCAAGAGGCCCAUCUCUGUUGGGGACUGAUAAACUACGAGUACAAGGAGUGUGUGCUUCAAUAAUUGAAUUUAGUUACUUUUUCUUUUCUUGUUUUCUCUUUGCUUUAGCCUUUCAGUUGUACAUACUUUGGUUUAUAAUCUGAAGAAGACAUCUAUAUUUAA
Molecule: messenger RNA, 520 nt
Organism: Olea europaea var. sylvestris
Lineage: Eukaryota; Viridiplantae; Streptophyta; Magnoliopsida; Lamiales; Oleaceae
Exons: 1
Coding region: 171-386 (71 amino acids)
Source: RefSeq, a predicted model, not a curated record